AUGAGGAUCCUUGGUUGGAACUGUCGGGGCAUCUGCCACGCCUCGACAGUUCGAGCCCUUGGGGUUCAAAUAAAAGGGGCAAAACCUGAUGUGGUUUUCCUCUCUGAAACAAAAGCAAAUGAGAGUCGUGUGGAAUUUGUUAAAAAUUUUCUUAAGUUUGAUAAUAAAAUUGUUGUUGAGGCUAAGGGUAGUGCAGGUGGUUUGUGUAUUAUGUGGAAGAAUGGUUUGGUUAUCAAUGAGGUGGAAUUUGAUAAGAGUAUGAUUGCUGUCAAAGUAACUGAUAAGUGCACUGAAUGGCUCUUAAUCGGGUUCUAUGGUCCCCCAUACCAAGCAAAGAAGAGGAAAGCCUGGGGGAAUCUAUUUGCUCUGCUUGAAUCACACCAGGGUCCGUGGGCAUUGGACCUUGGGUAUUCAGGGAACAAGUUUACUUGGGCCAGAGGCAAAUGGGGCAAAGCAGCUAUUAAAAGGAGACUUGAUAGGGGAGUGGCUAGCAUUUCUUGGCGCCUAGCAUUUCCGAAGGCUCUCAGGGAUGAAAGGUGCAAUGGUGUCAUUGAAAAUGCCUGGAACGCUAAUGUAGUCGGAUCAGAUUUUACUGAGCUGUAUAAAAAGCAAGGUGCCACCAGAGAUGCCCUUCGCAAAUGGAACAAGGAGGUUUUCGGCCACUGCCAGAAUAGAAUCAACAUUCUGCUCAAGAAAAUAAAGGAGGUUCAGGAUAAGCACCCAUCUCCGGAAAAUGAGUUAGUUGAAAAUGCCCUGCAAAUCGAACUCUCUGAAUGGCUCCUCAGAAGUGAAGUAAUUUGGCGGCAAAAAUCCAGAGAAUUAUGGCUCAAACUAGGUGACAAAAACUCUAAGUUCUUCCACUUGUCCACUAUUAUUCGUAGAAGAAGCAACAACAUUGAUGCCAUAAAAAAAGAGGACGGGACAUGGACCCACAAGUCAAACCAAAUCAGAACUUUAUUCCGAGACAGUUUCAUGAAUCUGUUCACAGAAGAUGAAAUUUGUUUUCCAGAGCAUCUUGAGCAUCUAAUUCUGUCGUGUAUAACAGAGGAAGAAAAUGAGAUACUUCAAAGUAUUCCCACUCCGGAGGAGAUCAAAAAUGCUCUUUUCCAAAUGCAAGACCUUAAGGCUCCGGGGCCGGAUGGUUUUCCAGCUCUAUUCUACAAGCAGCUCUGGCCUACAAUGGGAAAUGAUGUGAUUAAAGCAGUGACUUCUUUCUUCAUCAUGGGUUCAAUGCCUAGAGAGGUAAAUGCUUCCCUGAUUGUGCUUAUCCCAAAAAUCUCAAACCCAACCUCUAUUAACCACUUCAGACCGAUAAGCUUGUGUAAUGUGGUAUAUAAAGUUAUUUCUAAGCUCCUGGUGGAAAAGAUUAGGCCUUUGCUCGACAAAAUGAUCUCUCCUACCCAAUCAGCCUUCAUCCCAAACAGAUGGAUAGCUGAAAACCAAAUCAUUGUCCAGGAAGUUCUCCAUAGCUUCAAGACUUGUAAAACCAAGCCUGGCCUCAUAGCCAUCAAGCUUGAUCUCCAAAAGGCAUAUGACAGGGUUAACUGGAAUUUUCUGGAAGUUGUUCUUCUCCAUUUUGGCUUCAAUGAAAUUUUCACUAAAUGGAUCAUUGCUUGUGUUUCAUCAGUGACUUUUGAAGUGUUGGUUAAUGGGGGAAAAUCUGAAUGUUUUAGGCCGAGCAGGGGGCUGAGGCAAGGCGAUCCUCUAUCACUGUAUUUGUUUAUCUUGGGGCAAGAAGUAUUAUCCAGACUGAUUGAACAUGAGCUUAAGCUUAGAAAUGUUGCUGGCAUCAAGACAAGUAUCAGCGGCCCAACCAUUUCGCAUGUCAUGUAUGCUGAUGAUGUUGUUCUGUUCUCAAAGGCGUCUAGCAAGGAUGCAGAAAGUUUAGUGAAAUCUUUGGAGAAAUAUUGUAGAUGGUCGGGGCAAUCUAUUAAUAGAAACAAGUCAGGGGUUUAUUUCUCAAAGCACACCCAUAGUCAUGCGCGGAGGUCGAUUAAGAGCAUUCUUCAAGUAAAAAGCUUAAAGAAGGAAGCAAUCUACUUGGGUGCACCGAUGUUCCUGUCUAGAGCACCGUCAAAGGAUUUUGCUUUUCUCCAAGAUAAGCUUGAAGCAAAACUCGCAGGUUGGAGAAGCAAAUGUCUUUCUUGGGCAGGGAGGAAGACACUCAUUAACUCUGUGGCUCAAACUAUCCCCGUAUAUACCAUGUCCACCUUCAAUAUCCCAAAUAAAGUUUGCGACAAGUUGGAUUCAAUGACUAGAAGGUUUUGGUGGAAGCCUAAUCAGCGAGAGGGCAGAUUUAUGGCUUGGAGAGCUUGGGAAAAACUAUGCUGCCCUAGAAGUGCUGGAGGCUUAGGCUUCAAAAAAUCUAAAAGUAUCAACUCUGCUCUACUGGCCAAGUUGGCUUGGAUGGUGGCGUCUAAAAGGGAUAGUCUCUGUUUGAGAAUCCUUAGAGCGAAGUAUAAGGUUAAAGAGGACUGGCUCCGGGCUGAAGCAACAAAGUACGCUUCUCCAAUUUGGAAAGCAAUUGAGGGAGCAAGGGUAGUAGUAAAGAAAGGAGCUUGUUUCCUAAUUGGGGAUGGAGAAUUUGUGGACAUAUGGCUGGACCCUUGGGUGCCUUGGGUCCAUAAUUUCAUACCUUCACCGCGGGUUGAGUCUUCAGCCCAAUUGCCAAUGAAGGUAGCACAUCUCAUUGAUCAUGAGCUCCACACCUGGAAAUCAUCCUUGAUUCACAGUUUGUUCAAUCCCAGUUCUGCAGAAGCCAUUCUGUCUAUCCCCAUUCCAUCAAGGCCUAGACCGGACAAGCUCAUUUGGAUUCCUGACCCCAAAGGGAGCUUCUCAGUUAAGUCUGCAUACAAAGAAUUGAUGUCAAGCUACCCAGCACAGGACACUUCUGAUGUGAAUUGGAGCAAAAUCUGGAAAAUUAGAGGGCCGGAAAGGCUAAGAAUGUUCUUAUGGAGAAUAGCUGCCAAUGCCUUGCCCACGAGGGAAAACCUGAUGAGUCGUAUGGAUAUUUCCGACCCCAGCUGUGUGCUCUGUAACCAGGAGAUUGAAUCGGUCUCUCACCUUUUCUCCAAAUGCCAAGUUGCCAAGCUUCUCUGGUUCUCAGCUUGUUGGGGUUACAGAUCAGAGGAAGCUAAUCUGGAAAGUCCGAGUGACUUGAUAAAGGCAAUCCUAGAUCCACUUCCCCCUGCCUCCUGUCAAGGCCUUGAGUUAUGGCGUGUUUCUCUUAACAUGGCAAUCACUGUGGAAGAAAUUUGGUUCAUCCGAAAUGAAGCUCUCCAUCACAAAGGUUCCGUCGAUCUGCAGGCAGCCAGGUUGAGAAUUAAUGCAAAAUUCAGCGAAUACUGUCAGGUUUUUUCCCUUCUAAAGGCUCCCUCUCCUGAAAAGAGUGAUGCAAAAUGGUCGCCGCCUCCUGUGGGCACCAUCAAGUUGAAUGUUGAUGCAACGCUUUCCCAUUCCAAUGCAGUAUUAGCGGUCAUAGCUAGAGACAACAUUGGGGCUGUGAAUUGGAGGAAUAUCAUAGUGGAAAGUGACUCAAAGUUCAGCAUUGAUGCUAUUUUGGAUUGUGCGGACAACACCAGAUGGUCAAUCUCAGCUUUGGUUUCUGACAUAAACGGUUUUGCAAAUUCAUUUUCUUCUUAUUCUUUCCUUUGGAUUAAUAGAAGCGGAAAUGCUGCAGCCCAUGCAAUAGCAAAGUACGCUCUUGUUUGUUUAAGUUCCUUCUGUUUGCUGCCAGGCAGUCUUCCAGCAGAUUUGGCUUCUGUUUGUUUGGAAGAUGCCUUGGCUUUGUCUGUUUCCUUUUGA
Quercus lobata is the source of this 3804-nucleotide messenger RNA. RefSeq lists its product as uncharacterized. The record is from RefSeq and is a predicted model, not a curated record. Gene Ontology annotation, molecular function: nucleic acid binding; RNA-DNA hybrid ribonuclease activity. Lineage: Eukaryota; Viridiplantae; Streptophyta; Magnoliopsida; Fagales; Fagaceae. The coding region runs from base 1 to 3804 and encodes 1267 amino acids. The transcript has 4 exons.